Messenger RNA from Cebus imitator (Panamanian white-faced capuchin), 2408 nucleotides. It is a transcript of the gene ABHD17B, whose product is annotated as abhydrolase domain containing 17B, depalmitoylase. Gene Ontology annotation, biological process: protein depalmitoylation. Bases 618 to 1484 code for a protein of 288 amino acids. The transcript is spliced from 4 exons. The record is from RefSeq and is a predicted model, not a curated record. Gene Ontology annotation, molecular function: palmitoyl-(protein) hydrolase activity. Gene Ontology annotation, cellular component: plasma membrane; endosome membrane. NCBI's taxonomy places the organism in Eukaryota, Metazoa, Chordata, Mammalia, Primates, Cebidae.
CCCCCCGCCCGCUCGCUGGCUGGAGCCGGGGUCAGCUUUGGCACCUUCUUCCAGUCAGUGGCCAACUCCUGGCUCAGGGAGGAUUGUGCUAGUGCCCUCGGUUCCCCUCUACUCUCCCUCCCGCUAUCGGAACGAGCCCCGCGCCUGGCAGGCUGAGGAGGAGCAAAGAAAGCAGGUUUAAAGAGAAAAAAGACCUGGCCAGGUCUGGGUGGUGUCUGCGGUGCCAGAAAGGGAGGCGGCGGCGGCGGCGGCGGCAGCUGCGACCACGGCCGCGCGGGACGUGAGGCCCGAGAGCAGCCGACGGCAGCCGCGGCAGCUCCAGCGCCCUGCACCGGGGCUGUUAGUCAGCAGAACGCGAGUUCGUGUGGAGGAACAGGGCCGGCGGGAGGCGAAACCCGGGAACGCGAGCCGGGCCCAUCGGGCGCCACCGUCUUUCUUCGUCCCGGCGCCGGGGGCUGCAGCCUUGGUCCCCACUCCUCUACCGGGCCCGUCUGCAGGCGGAGAGAGUCCGACAGCGUCCGGAGCGCGGGUCUUGCCUUGUGGAGGACAGCGCGUCGGCUGCGGUUCUCUCCCAACUCCUGCCCGGCGCCUCGGCCCGGGCCGCUCAGGUGCAGAGCAUGAAUAAUCUUUCAUUUAGUGAGCUAUGUUGCCUCUUCUGCUGUCCUCCUUGUCCAGGGAAAAUUGCUUCAAAAUUAGCGUUUUUGCCACCUGAUCCAACUUAUACGCUGAUGUGUGAUGAAAGUGGAAGCCGUUGGACUUUACAUCUAUCUGAACGAGCAGACUGGCAGUAUUCUUCGAGAGAGAAAGAUGCUAUUGAGUGUUUCAUGACUAGAACCAGUAAAGGCAACAGAAUUGCCUGUAUGUUCGUACGUUGCUCACCCAAUGCGAAAUACACUUUACUCUUCUCACAUGGAAAUGCUGUUGAUCUUGGUCAAAUGAGCAGCUUUUACAUAGGUCUAGGAUCACGGAUUAAUUGUAAUAUAUUCUCAUAUGAUUAUUCUGGAUAUGGUGCAAGUUCUGGGAAACCCACAGAGAAGAACCUCUAUGCAGACAUUGAAGCUGCUUGGCUUGCUCUUAGGACAAGAUAUGGCAUUCGCCCUGAAAAUGUGAUUAUAUAUGGCCAAAGUAUAGGUACAGUACCAUCUGUGGAUCUUGCUGCUCGAUAUGAGAGUGCUGCUGUUAUUCUUCAUUCUCCUCUGACCUCGGGAAUGCGAGUUGCCUUUCCUGAUACUAAGAAGACCUACUGUUUUGAUGCAUUCCCAAACAUUGACAAAAUCUCUAAGAUAACCUCUCCAGUAUUAAUAAUUCAUGGGACUGAAGAUGAAGUCAUUGACUUUUCACAUGGCCUGGCAUUGUUUGAACGUUGCCAAAGACCUGUGGAGCCUCUCUGGGUUGAAGGAGCAGGUCACAAUGAUGUGGAACUUUAUGGACAGUAUCUUGAAAGGUUGAAACAGUUUGUUUCACAGGAACUGGUAAAUUUGUAAAAUAUUCUGUAAAUUUGCUACUGGGCUUUCCUUUCUUGCUGAACUGCACUCUUUGGUAAAUAACAUAAAACCUGAAGGUUUUGUUCGCAAAUCAUGUCAGUUGCCUUCAUAAAUGUACAGGUAAUGAUUUGUUAACAGACUUAAUGAAGGUUUUAAUUACCAGAACUAAAAACUGGAAAUAACAGUAUCAUGCAGUCAGGCUGUGCAAUUUAUAUUUUUUCUGUGAAUUUUUUUUUAACAUCAAGAUGAGUACUGUAUGAGAUUUUAAUUAAUUCUAUAAGAUCAAAUGCUGUAAAAGUAUUGCCAAAUGCUUUUGCAUACUAGGAACAAAUUUAUAAAUAUUUUAAAAAUAUCUCAAUGUACUAAAUCUUAUCCUGGUGUACAACUGUAAUAUUCUUUUGAAAAAAGCUGUGUAUCUAAAGCAAUGUAAGUACUCAGAAUGAACUGUAAAAGAGAUUUAAAAACAUGCAAGUUCACUAGAAUUAACCUAAACCCUGUUGUACAGGGAUAGAGGUUUAAAGUUAUUUUAUUGUACAAUACAUUGAAUUUUCUGUAUACUCUGAUUACAUACAUUUAUCCUUUAAAAAUGAUGUAAAUUUUAAUUUUUAUGCCAUCUGUUAAUUUACCAAUGAGUUACCUUGUAAAUGAGAAGUCAUGAUAGCACUGAAUUUUAACUAGUUUUGACUUCUAAGUUUGGUACUGUGAGGCAACUACUUAAAAUUUUCAUGCUGGUUAUUUAAAAGGCAUUUAGAGAUUUCAAGAAUGAUUUUGUAUGCAAUGUUUUAAGUUUUGACUGAUCUCAUAGAAUUGCAGUAGUCUUCAUUUUAUGAAAUCCUGAAAGUCCAUUAGUUGUUCUUAUAGACCAUAAACAGACUGGCUAUCUGAUCCCUUUUCACUAGCCAUUUUUUUUUUUUUUUUUUUUUU